GGCAGUAAAACUGUAGAUUCGCUUUUUGCAUUUUUUUCCGUUUCUUUUUUCUUUCUCGAUAUACACUAUGGAUCAAGAAACAGCUAACCAGUUAUAUGACGUGGGAGGCAAGCUUUUAUUUCUUAAUGCUCCAGAGAGACUUGAAUUUGGUAUUGACUACAAUGCUUGGACUAUUGGACCAUUAUUCAAAGGCGUCAAACUUAUUCCUCCAGGCUUACAUUUUAUUUACUUUUCAACAACAAGUAAGGAAGGUAUCCAAGGUAUUAGAACAGGAUUCUUUAAAUAUUUUGAUACGGGUGAAAUUGUUGUACGAGAAUGGAAUCCAAAGAUCGAGGACUUGUAUGGUGAGUCUGAACUAGAUCCUUCUCAAGUAGAACGAUAUAUCAUCAAUAUUAGGGACUUUGAUCGAAAUAUGGGACCAUAUCCACUCGAUCCUCCAACAUAUUAUCAACGAUGGCAACAUUUAACAAAUCAUAUUACACCUGGACUUGUGAAGCGAAUUUUACCCAACAAUGGACGCGUAUCUCAUUUACCAGCAGUGACACCUGCCGUUGAAAAUGAAGAACCAGAAGCAUCAACGACAUCAGCAGCAGCAACAGCAGCAGCAGCAACACCAACCACUACAAUCAGAGACAGACGUAAAGGUCAAGGAAUAGAAAAGGAAGAAGGUAUGGAAUUUACACCAUUUGAUUUGCGACAAUCCUUCCCAUCAGGAGCAACUGGUGAUCAAGUGACAAAGUGGAGUUUGGACAAAUCAUGGUUAGUCAAGGAUUUAUUGCAAAGGGUAUAUCGUGGUGAUCAUCGACUCUUGUUGGGUGAAAUGCAAUUGGCCUUUGUUUGUUUAUUAAUGGCUCAAAAUUUCUCUGGGUUUCAACAAUGGAAGCAAAUCGUACAUUUAUUGUGUUCUUGUCAUGAAAUGGUACAUGAUCAUCCUACUCUUUUUGUGGAUUUUUUAGAUACACUACAACAACAAUUGGAAGAAUGCCCAGUGGAUUUUUUCCGUGAUAUUUUAUCUGAAAAUAACUUUAUCGCUUCUAUGCUCAAGAACUUGCGUGAUGUCAUCCCACCAUCCAGUACCGCCCUUUAUACGAAAUUCAACAAAAUGAAACAAUUCUUAUCCACGAGAUUCCAAUGGGAACUGCCGGAUCAAGCUGAUGAAGAUGAAGAAGAAGAGGAUGAUGAUGCACCUGUUGUGGUAGAUUUAGAAAAUCCCUAUUAAUUAGUUGUAUAUAGCAUUAUUUUAAU
This is a messenger RNA of Halteromyces radiatus, 1245 nucleotides long. Its product is annotated as A1 cistron-splicing factor. Bases 68 to 1219 code for a protein of 383 amino acids. The transcript has 6 exons. The record is from RefSeq and is a predicted model, not a curated record. Gene Ontology annotation, biological process: spliceosomal tri-snRNP complex assembly. Lineage: Eukaryota; Fungi; Mucoromycota; Mucoromycetes; Mucorales; Cunninghamellaceae.